AUUUUGACAAGCACGUGUUUACGUUUCUUUCACUUGGUGGCUCAUUUGUAGUUUUUAGCAACUCGUUUGCCGAUUUUCUAUAAAAACGUAACAUAGAAUCAUAAGCAUGGAAGAGGAAGGUCCUCAGGAAGCCAGCAUUGACUUUGUGCCAGCCCUUUGCUUUGUGCCACGCGGUGUUGCUAAGGAGCGCCCCGAAAAAAUUGUACUCACACAGUCGGAACUGGCUCGUAUUAUUGAUGAAACAAGAAGCCAUCUGCAAGAUGAGGGUGAAUAUGAUGAUGACGAGGAUGAAGACAACGAAGACGAAAUGGAAAUAGAUAACGAACCAGUACCCGGUGGUGGGAAUCGCAAUGAAGGCGAUGAAUUUGAUUUCGCUAACUACGACAACGAACAAGCUUCCAAUACGGCUGAUAUUAGUGCUGUUGUUGAUCCCACUGAACAAUUGCCGGAUGAAGACAAUGAUUCCGAAGCAGAGGACGAAAUUAUUAAGCCAACUGACAAUUUAAUAUUGGUAGGUCACGUGCAAGACGAUGCUGCAUCUAUGGAGGUUUGGGUGUUUAACGAGGACGAAGAAUCGUUGUAUACACAUCAUGAUUUCAUUCUUCCUAGUUUUCCACUGUGCAUUGAAUGGCUGAAUCACGAUCCAGGAAGCGAUAAAACAGGCAACAUGUGUGCUAUUGGCUGUAUGGAUCCUGUUAUUACCAUUUGGGAUUUAGAUAUACAAGAUUCUAUGGAGCCCACUUUCAAAUUGGGUUCGAAAGGAAGUCGCAAAAAUCAUAAAGAAGCAUUUGGCCAUACAGAUGCCGUUUUGGAUCUCUCUUGGAAUCGUCACUUUGAACAUAUACUUGCGAGUGGUUCUGUGGAUCAGACUCUAAUUCUUUGGGAUUUAGAUGAAGGACAACCACACACCACCAUAACAGCAUUUGAAGAAAAGGUGCAAUCGGUGGAGUUCCAUCCAGAUGAGGCACAAAGUAUUUUAACGGGAAGUGCGGAUGGUGUUGUACGUUUGUUUGAUUGCCGAAAUGCUGAUACAGUUGACAGUGAUUACGUUAAAUGGAAAAUACCUGGCGAAGUCGAAAAAGUGUUGUGGAAUCCGAGUGAUACCAAUCAUUUCGUUAUUGGCGCAAACGAUGGAAGUCUGCACUAUGCGGACCGCAGACAGCCGAAUAAACUGCUGUGGUCUGUUAAGGGGCAUGAAGAAGAAAUAUCAGGUGUUUGUUUUAAUAAAGCUGUGGCCAACUUGUUGACAUCCACAUCGACGGAUGGUAUGUUGAAAGUGUGGGACUUCAAUGUCGGUGCCAUCAAAGAAGUAUAUUCUCAUGACUUCCAAAUGGGGCGGUUGCAAUGCAUGAAACAAUGCCCGGAGAAUCCUUUUACACUUGCGUUUGGAGGCGAAAAGCCGCCACGAUGUCGCAUCUACAAUAUCAAAAACUUUGAAGUGGUGAGGAAGGUUUUCAAAAUACCUGAAGUUCUGCAAUGAACGCUUCCUAUUUAGAUAUAAUAAAUAGAAAUGUGACAGUGAUUUCAGUUUUUAUUAAAGUGUAAACAGACUUUAUUAUUUUUAUUGUUUUCCAUUAUACAAAAAAUAAA
Messenger RNA from Anastrepha obliqua, 1590 nucleotides. RefSeq names its product periodic tryptophan protein 1 homolog (gene nclb). NCBI's taxonomy places the organism in Eukaryota, Metazoa, Arthropoda, Insecta, Diptera, Tephritidae. Gene Ontology annotation, biological process: rRNA processing. Gene Ontology annotation, molecular function: protein binding. The record is from RefSeq and is a predicted model, not a curated record. Bases 107 to 1480 code for a protein of 457 amino acids. Gene Ontology annotation, cellular component: nucleus. The transcript has a single exon.